AUGCGAGUAAUUGAUAUACCCGAUGGACACAUGUUUGUUGGUAUUCCUGGAAAUCGACGCAUGCCCUCUGGCACCUGUUUACACAGCACAUUUCUGACAACUGUCGAGGGGAACUCUGAAAAACUUUUUGUUCUCGCAUCUGGUGCUAAUUCUGAUGGUAGUUUUUCGGGACCUCAUAUUUACAGAAUUCCAAAAGACUCAGCUCUAGUUCUAACUCGCACAGGAAAUAUUCAGUUGUUAGACAAAGCUGCUCUUGUUGUUCCGGUUCGUUCAAUGGAGCAUUCUCAUUCUAUCAGUCCACCUAACUCUCCUGUUCACGAAUCGGGAACACAUCCUGUCGUGUCAUCCGUGUAUGUCCGAAAGUUACCUAUUCCUUCAGACGUUGAUGCACUAAGCUUUGAUGAUGUUCUUGCCCUUUUAAUGGCACUGCGUGAUGCACCACAUGGUGCCAUGCAAUCACAUCACUUAAAUAUGAUUGGACCUGAAUCUUUAAGCCGCCGAUCAUCUGCUGCUACGACUGUACUCCCUGCAUCACCUAAUUACUACUCGACACAAAUACAAGCUGUCCCUGCAUCUGGAAUGAAUCCUAACCAGUCGUCACUAACCGUAACGAAUCAGCAACAAGUGCAAAGCUCACUUCAGUCUGAGUUAAAUACAGCAUCCCAGUUUUCAAUCCCUAUUUCUAUUGGUCAACAACCAAUUAAUCAAUUGGCAGGCACAGUUAAUUCACGGCUUUCUCUACCUGAUCAAAUUCAAUCACUUAUUCAGUCUGUGAACCAACAAUUUUCUCUACAAUCACUUCCGUAUUCUGCUGUAAAAAGUGGUACUACACAUAUAAAUCAAACAAAUUUGUCAACAGAUAAUAUGCAGCCAGUUCAAUCUAUCGUUGCUCAAAACCAAUUAUCUUUACCGCUCAAAAAUAUGUUUUCACAACAACAGUUAUUACAGGAUCAAAUGUUAGUAAACAAUCAAACUCAAGGCAAUCCAUCCUGUUUACCGAGUUUACAGUCACAAAAUCAGCAGCAACAACAACAGUCCACCGUAUUUCCACAGUCACAUACCCAGGCUCAGUCAAAUUCUAGUCAAUCAAAAGAUUCACAACAUCAAACAGUUGUGCAACCAAAUACACAACAACUCUUACAACUAUUAUCAGCCCUUAACACUCUACAAAAUUUAGACCAGGUACCUCAGUUACUUUCGAAUCUUCUAAAGACUUCGAGUCAGUUCGUUAGUCCAGCACUUAAAUCAUCCGCAGGUUCCGGAGCUGUUGGCACUGCUCCAAGUGUUGGUGUAGUUCGACAUUCUAGACAAGUUUCUCCUCCAGUAUCAACACAACCUGUAACUCUUUCUUCAACUCAGUCUCAAACAAAUCAUAUUCCCCAACGGUUUAAUAGUGUUGCAUAUCCCUCUGUAUCUAAUGCAGGAGUAUGCGCAGCCAGUGUGAACUCUUUGCCUGAUUUAUUGGGUCGUUUACUAUCCUCUGCAGCUGCCAACUCCGAAUGGCUUAGUGUCAGUGAAGUUCAAAAACAUCAAGGUAUUCAAAUACAUCCCUCGUUUGCGCAAAGUAAUCUCUCAUCAUGUGGAUCCACUCUGGAAAAUCAAGAGAGUUUGAAUAUUCAAUCUGCAGUAAAAACAUCGACAGUUCAAGGUGGUGGAAUUCUCACAUCUCAAUCAUCACAGCCUAAUCAACAGCAGCAACAGUUAAUCCAAAUACCAACACAUCAGCAGUCAACUCAAAUGCAGUCUCAGUUACAACAUUCUCAGUUAACUCAUUGUCAGCAGCAACCGCCUCAAAUGUCCGGACAAAUUCAACAACUAACUCAGCUGCAGCCAACGCCACAGCCGGCCCAAAUACAACAACAACAAACGUCUCAAAUAUUAUCUCAGAUACCAUCACUUCAGGUACAACAACAAACACCUGUUAAUCCUCAAAUACAAACACAUCAAAUACACCAACAACAAGCAUCUCAGAUUCCAUUGCAACAACAAGGUACACAGUCUCAGACACUACAAACAUCACAACAACAGCAAUCCUCUAAUCAACCUCAUAUCACACAACCUAUUGCUGGGCAGCAACAGUUUCAGUAUAAUUCACAGCAGUGGCAACAACCACAACAUUCAUUAAAUGUCAUGCCAAAAUUAUCUUCUCCUUUGCCAAUCAAAGACAGAAAUCAACAACAAUUAUCUUUAUCUACUGCUCAUUCAUACCUGAAUCAAAUUUUACCCGAGUUGGCAAAUGCUAUACGCUUAGUCCAACAAACUCCUGAUAAUAAUAGUGCUGGUUUUCUCCCUUUAGAUGUUCAGAAUAAAUUACUCACUCUUCUACAACAACAACAGGUUCAAAACCAACCUCCUCACCUAUCAGUUCAAGAAUUACCGUUCAAUUUCACAGGGACAAAUACCAUAUUUCCUACUUGUGUAGCCGUAAAUAAUAGUACUAAUCAAAUUUUAAAUGUCCACCCUUCAUCAAGCAGUUCGAAACUGCCUAUUCCUUCUAAUUCGAAUUUCGCUUCUUUAAAUCGGUUUAUUGUCACAGCUUCUAAUAUAUCAACGUCUAAUCCGAUAUGUACUGCUAUAACCUCCAGUUCAACACAUGACCAUGUAGCAUUACCUGUUGAUGUGACUAAAGAUAUUAACAAUGUUGAAUAUCCCCUUACUAGUCUACCAACUGAACAGCCAAGCAUCACUUCAACAAGACCUGUGAAUGCAUCAGGAACAACCGUUGCUAACAAGUUUACAGUGGCUCCUGCAAAUCUGGAAGAUGAUGAUACAGGUGCUUCGACGAUCUCUCAAAUAUCUGGACCCAUUCAACUGCAUCAAGCUCCACCUCCAAGACCGCCUAGACAACAACGUGCCUAUUCUGCUUCAGUAGUUGGAGUACACGUAACAAAUGAUUCACCAGGGCAUGCAUCGAUGGCGGUUAGUGGGACAAAUGUCAGUUUGAUACCUAAUAUGAAUCAAGCUAUGCCUACCUCCGCCUAUCGGAUCAGCGACAAAUGUCAAUCAACUUCUAAUGUUCCAUCAGCAAACAAGAUUGAGAAUAUACCCUUACAAACUGGCCCAUCAACUGUAACUUUUCCAACUACUACAUUAACCGUUACGCUACCUCGAACUCAGAACCUUCCUCCUCAUCAAACUAAGUCAUCUGUUCCGAAUAUAACAACUGCCAUUCCGUCAAAUGUAGUUCAUUUAUCUACUUCUGUAAUUCCUGCCUCUAAUGUAACUAAUCCAAUUCAAUCUGGAUCUCAAAUUUCAACUACAAAGUGA
Schistosoma mattheei is the source of this 3267-nucleotide messenger RNA. NCBI's taxonomy places the organism in Eukaryota, Metazoa, Platyhelminthes, Trematoda, Strigeidida, Schistosomatidae. The record is from the annotation of a GenBank genome assembly.